Knipowitschia caucasica is the source of this 234-nucleotide messenger RNA. The record is from the annotation of a GenBank genome assembly. Lineage: Eukaryota; Metazoa; Chordata; Actinopteri; Gobiiformes; Gobiidae.
AUGUCAUAUGUCCACAUACCACCCAUCUCCCCCGGGACCAGGACCAAUCAGGCAAAGUGCUGUCCCCCCCUUGAACCUCUUAACAUCUGCCCUGCCGAAGAAGCUCCUGGAUAUCUCCUGUCACCUUACCAUUAUCCUCCUGUGGUGCACAGUUGGAAGAAAGCAAUCUUGUCUCCAGUGUGUCACAGCAGUCUGCACAUCCCAAACACUGCUGUUCCAGGUAACUACAACUGA